UCAGUCCCAUCUUACUCCCUAAAUUGGCUGAGCAUGCAUGUCGUGUGCUCAUACAACAACUCAUUCACUCCCUGGUAGAGGUGCCUUCUGGUGCUGCGAUGACAUCGAUCCCGCACACGCAAAAUUUUACUGCCCGCCAUCUCAACUCCACCCUUCCAACAUCAUGACCACGAACGCCGCUACGUCCAAACUCCUCGCCUGGUGACACUACUUAAACACGCCCAACCCCUGAGGAUUCGUCCCGCGGAAUGGCGCCCCGGAGCUUUACGUUGGCCACGUACUCCAAUCUCGGUCUCCCACCGAAUUCGUACAUCUACAAAAUAACCUCGACCUCGCAACGCCAAGACCCUCUAACAUACUCGCGAACCGAUGAACUGGCUGUCAUAUCAUCCGAUGACUCGCUCCGAUUUCUUGAUCCGGAAACCCUUAAUGCCCUGCCCAACGGCGUCGUCAAAGACGUAAACGAAAAGGUCACGUGUCUUGAGCGCGUCAACGAUUCUUCCAGCCAUUUUGUGGCUACUGCGGGAAGAGAUGGCCUAGUCAAGCUCCGCGAUAAGAGGAGCAGAGAAGAGGUGAUGUUGAUUCAGAGCCCACACAAACUGAUCUCAUCGCUCGUGUGCGAUUACCAGAAGAACUUCGUGGCAGCAGGCAUCGAGAAUCCGGACGACGGGCCCGGUGUUUCUCCAGUCUACGUAUGGGAUACGCGCAACGUCCAGAGACCAUUGCGCGAGUUCGUCGAGUCGCAUACGGAUACCAUGACCGACUUGCAGCUCCAUCCCACCCUUCCAACCCUCCUCCUAUCAGCAAGUACAGAUGGGCUUAUCAACAUCUUCGACACGAGUAAAGCGGACGAGGAAGAUGCACUCUACCAGGUCAUUAAUCAUCGAUCAGCAGUCGCGCGGGCUGGUUUUAUGUAUCCGACAACGGACGUAUACGCGAUGGGUACCGAUGAAACGCUCAGCUUCUACGCUCUGCAGAACCAGGAAGAAGAGAAGGAGGAGCCAGCGCCGAAAGCCUUUGGCGAUGUGAGGGAGCCACUGGGCUGCGACUAUCUUGCUAAGAUGCAUUGGAUGGGAGGCGAAGCUUAUAUUGCGGCUGGGAAGCAUAGAACCAGGUCUUUUGAGCUCUUCCCCGUCCAGAAGGGGCAAGUAGGGCCACUUGAUUACACAUACAACUCUGCAAGGAGCAUUCGGCUACCAGGCGCUCAUGGCGAGGAGAUUGUCCGCGACCUCUUCAGUGACAUUCAUAACCACACGACGUACACUUGCGGCGAAGACGGUUUCGUCCGGGCAUGGAAGUCACAAAGCGACGACACAAUGGAGGUAGACGAAGCGGACGAGCUGAAGCAAAAGUCUCAAGACAAGAAGGAGAGGCGGAAAGAAAAGAAAGACAAGCAGAGAGGAGAUAAGGAAGGGAAGAAAGGCAGAUACAAGCCAUACUAAGGGGACCAACAAGCCUAAUCGCCGAUUUCUCGCGUCCGCCACUUUCCGCGCAUUCACGGUCUUCUCCGACAUCUUCCCGCUUCAAAUAAUUCAUCACACCCGGCUUCGAGGAUUAUAUUAUUUCUGAAUGGACUGCUUCUGAUCACAAUGGCCUAUUUUUGUUCUACAACUACCCCCUCAGCUAAAGCUGACGUAUCUUUUCUCCACUCCUCCUC
This is a messenger RNA of Trematosphaeria pertusa, 1657 nucleotides long. RefSeq names its product WD40 repeat-like protein. Bases 249 to 1442 code for a protein of 397 amino acids. Gene Ontology annotation, molecular function: protein binding. The transcript is spliced from 4 exons. The record is from RefSeq and is a predicted model, not a curated record. NCBI's taxonomy places the organism in Eukaryota, Fungi, Ascomycota, Dothideomycetes, Pleosporales, Trematosphaeriaceae.